Messenger RNA from Penicillium malachiteum, 369 nucleotides. RefSeq lists its product as uncharacterized. The transcript is spliced from 2 exons. NCBI's taxonomy places the organism in Eukaryota, Fungi, Ascomycota, Eurotiomycetes, Eurotiales, Aspergillaceae. The record is from RefSeq and is a predicted model, not a curated record. The coding region runs from base 1 to 369 and encodes 122 amino acids.
AUGGCUCGUCAGACCUCCCUAGACUCCGAGCGACCCAUCAUGGCUAACUCGAACCGCAACUCCAAACGUUUCUCCACCGUUAGCGGCAGCCCCUCUCUGGCUGCCUCCGAACGUACAAUCGGAAGCCUGCCCAGCGAAGACCCCAGAAUCAUCGAUAUCACCCACCUUGGAGAUGGCCUAGAGCGCUUGGAGAACAAGCCCCUGCAGAAGCAGCGCUUUGUACCCACUGCCGAGAAGACCGAUAACCUCAACAAGCUGGCUUUGGGCGCUAAGGUGGAGCGCGCCUUGGGACGACGAAUGACUGGUCAAGACGCUGUGAUGCGCAAGCCUCUGGAUGAGAAGGCUGCUGCUGCUGCCACUACUGCUUAA